Scylla paramamosain (green mud crab) is the source of this 2544-nucleotide messenger RNA. RefSeq names its product RNA-binding protein 39-like (gene Caper). The record is from RefSeq and is a predicted model, not a curated record. The coding region runs from base 236 to 1954 and encodes 572 amino acids. Lineage: Eukaryota; Metazoa; Arthropoda; Malacostraca; Decapoda; Portunidae. Gene Ontology annotation, biological process: mRNA processing. Gene Ontology annotation, molecular function: U1 snRNP binding; RNA binding. The transcript has 9 exons. Gene Ontology annotation, cellular component: nucleus.
AUGCUGGCGACGGCAAGCUCACUCCACCGAGGGAUCUCGCUCCUUACUCACUCCACUCAACACCAUCAUCAUAAAUUGACCACAAUAUUUAAUGUUUAUGUGUCAUGAUGAGGACAUUCAGUAAAACAGGUAUAAAUUCUUUAAAGAAAGUGCUAGUUAUGUGGUCAGUCUUAUUUUAUAAUCUUUUUAUUUAUUUAUUUAUUUUUAUUUUCCCCUCUUGUGCUGUGACUGGUGCAUGUGUUGUAUAUUGGUGCAAUAUAACUCCACAUUGCGUCAAGGCUCCAGUCUAAAGUUUGCGUUUUGCAGGCGGUCGUGCCUUGGUUGGACCCUACGGCUAGAGAGACAUCAGGACGCCACUUCAUCCUCAGUGGACUCCAAGCCUAAGGAAAAUGGACAUACAUCUUCAAAAGACAGAAAAGAUAAAGAUAGAGACCGAGAAAGAGAUAGAGACAGGGACAAGGAGAAGGACAAAGACAGAGAUAGAGACAGGAAGGAUAAAGACAAAGAUAGAGAUAGAGACAGGGGUAAGGACAAAGACAGAGACAAGGACAGGGACAAAGACAAAGACAAGGACAAGGACAGGGACAAAGAGAGGAGGAGACGGUCUCGCAGCAAAUCUCGCGACCGUGACCGCAAAAAGAGAAGCAGGUCAAGGGAUCGCAAGAAAAAGUCCCGGUCGCGCUCCAGAGACCGUGAGCGCAGGAGGAAAUCACGCUCGAAGUCACGGGACCGGCGCCGCAAGUCACGCUCCAGGGACCGGCGCCGCAGCAGGAGCAGGAGUCGUGACCGGCGGCGCAGGAGUCGUAGCCGUGACCGUAGAAGGAGCCGUAGUAGGGACCAUCGCCGCUCCAGGUCCAGAAGCAAAACCCCCAAACAGGAGUUGUCGGUGGAGGAAAGGGAUGCCCGAACUGUCUUCUGUAUGCAGUUGUCAUCCCGUAUCCGUUCCCGUGAUCUAGAAGACUUCUUCUCAGUGGUUGGGAAGGUCAAUGAUGUCCGCAUCAUCACAGACACAAAAACUCGUAGAUCUAAAGGAAUCGCUUAUGUUGAGUUUUGUGAUGUCGAAUCCGUGCCAUUGGCUCUUGGACUAUCAGGACAGAAGAUUCUCGGUGUGCCCAUUGUGUGUCAGCCAACCCAGGCUGAGAAGAAUCGUGCUGCAUCCUCAGCAGCUGCUCAGGACCAGAAGGUUGCGUCAGGCCCUAUGAGGUUAUAUGUCGGGUCUCUGCACUUCAACAUUACCGAAGACAUGCUGAGGGGUAUCUUUGAGCCUUUUGGGAAGAUUGAUCAUAUCCAGUUAAUAAUGGACUCGGAAACAGGACGGUCCAAAGGUUAUGGCUUUAUCACAUUCCACAAUUCAGAUGAUGCCAAGAAAGCACUCGAACAGUUGAAUGGCUUUGAGCUGGCUGGGCGUCCUAUGAAGGUGAACCAUGUCACUGAGCGCUCAGAAACUCAGCAGGGCUCCUCACUCCUUGAUUCGGAUGAAAUGGAAAGAGCAGGCAUAGAUUUAGGUGCAACCGGCAGACUUCAACUAAUGGCCAAGUUAGCAGAGGGCACAGGUCUUCAGCUCCCUGCUGCAGCCGCAAAUGCCUUACACAUGCCUGCACAACCCCAGCAGCAGCCUGCACCACCCAUUGCCACGCAGUGUUUCCUGCUCUCCAAUAUGUUCGAUCCUUCCACGGAGACGAAUCCAAAUUGGUCUGAUGAAAUUCGUGAUGAUGUCCUUGAAGAAUGCAACAAACAUGGAGGUGUUCUACAUAUAUUUGUAGACAGACAAUCAGCCCAGGGAAAUGUGUAUGUCAAGUGCCCUACCAUAGCCACUGCUGCUGCCUCUGUCAAUGCCCUACAUGGGAGGUGGUUUGCUGGCAAAAUGAUAACAGCAGCCUAUGUGCCAGUGAUGAGCUACCAUUCCCUCUUCCCGGAGGCCAUGACUGCAUCCCAACUUGUGUUCCCUCGAUGAAGAGCCUUCACCAUUCACUUCUUGUUUGAAGUCAUGGCUUGGUUUGCAGUCAUCAAUUGUUGUGAUUGCAACAGUUUGUGUGAUAUUUUUUUUUUCUUUUUUCUUUUCAAUAUGUCAGUGCUGGUCAUUUUGAUCACCUGGAGUUAGAUUUUGUAAUCCCCAUAAAUCAUGUGUGGAGUGUUUAACUUGUUGAAAAAUAGUUUUAGAGUGGAACUAGAGUGAUGGAUGAUCCUGAGGAAAUAUUAUCUGUAACAUUGUUUGGUGUACAACUACCUCCAAAUGAAAUUAUUACUACUGUUAUGGUAUUUUUGGGGCAAUCUAAAUCUUAAGUUCAAAAGUCAUAGUUCCAUUAACGCUGUCUUGUAAUGAAACACUCGGCGAAGACCAGGAAGGGAGUCAAGAGUAGUUUUUAGUCAAUAUGAUGCUAUUUUUGCAGAUGAUUAUCAUAGAUAUUUUUAAGUUGUGUGAGAAUACCACGUGCACAUUGUGAUUACUGGUCGAGUGUAUAUAUGUACAGCAGGUAUGAUAUUUGAUCCAUGCACUUCCAAGUCAUAAUAAUGUGUUUAUAUUAAUACAUAUUCUUGAGCAAA